AUGUCGUCCAAAUACAAGGAUAAGGACACUGGCGUCGUCCUCAGCUUCAACGGAAGCUUGGUGAGCUGGGCGCACACUGCCAUCGCGUACACUGCCUUCCUGAGCGCCUUGGUUAUCGGCGUCUACCUGCACUACCACAAGAUCGUCCAGAAUGAGUUUUACGGCUACCCGCAAGAAUGGUUCCCUUCAGUGUCGGCCACCAUUGGCGAUCGCUACCCCGAGCGCUCCUUCUUUAUGAUCUUUAUUGCCAUCACGGCUGGUCCUCGAUUCGCCCUCGUUGGUCUCUGGUAUCUCCUCACGCGCAGACCCGGCCACAAGCUCCCCACCUUCGUCGCCCUCAUGGGCCUCUUCCGAACCCUGACUUGCGGCGGAUGGACAUAUAUUACUUCUACAGAUGAUCACGAUUGGCACGAUAUCCUCAUGAUUUCCUACAUUGUCGCGACGCUUCCGUGGACGACGGGCUGCAUCGCCCUCAGCCCCGCCAACCCCCAGGCCAUCAAGUAUCGCAAGUACCUGGCCUCUGCAUUCUUCGGCACGCUUGUCCCGUUAAUCUACUUUUUUAUCCAGCACAAGGUCCACCGUGUUGCUGGGGCCUAUACCACAUAUGCCUUCUUCGAAUGGUCCUUGAUCCUCUUGGACGUAGCCUUCGACGCUGUGACGGCGCUCGAUUUCAAUACCUUCGACAUUGUAGUCAAAGACGUCAAGGGCGCGAGCAAGGGUGAGAACCGAUCAUCCGUCCCAUCUGCCGUCCUAGAGAAGGAAAAGGAAAAGGCCACAGGCGGCGUAUUUGCUACUCGCUUCAGCUGGUCCGAGGUUUUUGAUAUCGCCGCUGAAGUCUAUCAUGGAUACGUCUUCUGGACCAUUCUGACCAGUCUCGGUCUUGUGGUGUGGUACUUCCCGCUCUGGUACAUGGGCAUUUCUGGAUACGAGGUCCUUGUCAUGACGACUGUUUCGCCGUUUCUGCUUGCCAAUCGCUCUGUGCGAUCCCUGGUGGUGAACAACCUCCGUAUUGUCCACAUGUUGUCUCUGGCAGGCAUUGCCGCCUACCUCGUUGAGGAGCCCAGCCUUCGUCUUUUCACUGUUGGUUUUGGCGUGACAAUGUCUUGCCUGGGUUGGGCAGCCACUCUUUUCACCGAGUCUGCUCACGAUGGCCGACUCGAGUCCAAGAUUCUUGGAUGGAUGAUUGGCCUCAUUCUGUCGUCUGCUGCCAAGUUUGCUUGGUGGACCAACAACCCCAUCUGGCCCAUUAUGCAUGCUGCGAACGGUGGAUGGAACAAUACUGGACUUGUGCUCGGCAUCCUGGCUGCCCUUCGUUUCACCCGACGGGCGCCUCUCACCGUUGGUAUCAAUACAGUCCCCGCCAAGACCGGUUCGAGCUUCCUUGCUUCUCUCGGCCUUGCCGGACUGUUCUUUGGUCUUCAUUCGUUGCUGUCUGAUACCAGCACUAUGAUUCUCUGGGGAUGGGAAGGAUAUCCCAUCCGAGGACCCUACUUCUCCACUCAUGGCUGGCUCACUGUCCUCGCCAUGUCACUGGGACUCUUUGGCGGAGUCUGGCAACCCAGAAUUGCCAGCAGCUGGGGUGUUUUCAUUGUUGGCUCGAUUGGUGCCGGGUUCCUGACUUGCUACAGCCACUGGCCCGGAUAUUAUGGUGCUCUCACGCUCGCUGCGUAUCUGAUGGCCUUCUCUGUGCCCAUGCUCACUCAUGGAGCCAAGACGAACCCGGCGACGACAUUUGGAGUUGGCUUCCUCCUCUACAACUUCUUGGUUCUGUUCCAUGUCUGGGUCGUAGCCUAUGCUUUUGUUCCAGGUGGCCAGCUCGUCCGUGAGCAUACCGAUUGGAUCAUGAUCUCCAUGAUGACCUGUAUCGGCGUGGGUGUGUUCGGCAUCAACACCUCAAGUCCUCAGCGACAAGCGUCCAAACGGGCUCUGCCCACUCAGAGGCGAAAGUACUUUGGCAUUUCCACCAUCCUCAUCAACAUUUUCUUCCUCAUUUCCGCUUUCAGGCGUUUCCCAACCAACGACUACAAGCCGUACCACCCUGAGGACCGUAUUCUCACUGCUGGUAUUUGGACAAUUCACUUCUCGUUCGACAACGAUAUGUGGGCUUCGGAGUACCGCAUGCGAGAUCUUAUCAAGGAGCUCGAGAUCGAUGUCAUUGGCCUGCUCGAAUCCGACAACCAGCGUAUCAUCAUGGGCAACCGUGAUGCUACCCAGUUCCUCGCUGAGGAUCUCGGCAUGUAUGUCGACUACGGUCCGGGACCUAACAAGCACACCUGGGGCGCUGCUCUCUUGUCCAAGUUCCCUAUCCUGAACUCAACGCAUCAUCUCCUGCCAAGCCCUGUUGGCGAAUUGGCUCCUGCUAUCCACGCUACUCUUGACGUCUACGGACAGCUGGUGGAUGUGUUUGUCUUCCACUCUGGCCAGGAGGAGGACGUGGAGGACCGACGUCUUCAGACCCAGUACCUCGCCGAGCUCAUGGGCUCAACUCCUCGUCCAGCAUUCCUUCUUAGCUACUUGGUGACGAAGCCUCUAGAGGGCAACUACAACACACACGUUAGCAAGAAGUCGGGUAUGCACGACGUGGACCCAUCAGACUGGGACCGUUGGUGCGAGUACAUCCUCUUCAAGCGCCUUAAGCGCGUAGGAUACGCGCGCGUCAGUCGCAGCAGCAUCACCGACACUGAGCUGCAGGUGGCCAAGUUCAGGAUCCCCGAGUCACCCGAGGAGAUCGCCAAGCUGGAGGCUCAGCCAGCCAAGGAGCGCAACCGCCGGGUGAAGGAGUCGGAGGUGCCAAAGGGAUGGAGAUUCCCGGCCAUGUUCCGCGGCGAGGGCGUGCGGGAGCAUAGAUACCACGUUUUCGAUGAGCCCAGGUACUUUAACUAG
This is a messenger RNA of Fusarium keratoplasticum, 2883 nucleotides long. RefSeq lists its product as uncharacterized. Gene Ontology annotation, biological process: fungal-type cell wall organization; GPI anchor biosynthetic process. Gene Ontology annotation, cellular component: endoplasmic reticulum. Bases 1 to 2883 code for a protein of 960 amino acids. The transcript is spliced from 8 exons. NCBI's taxonomy places the organism in Eukaryota, Fungi, Ascomycota, Sordariomycetes, Hypocreales, Nectriaceae. The record is from RefSeq and is a predicted model, not a curated record.